Momordica charantia (bitter melon) is the source of this 1454-nucleotide messenger RNA. Its product is annotated as protein DESIGUAL 2. The record is from RefSeq and is a predicted model, not a curated record. NCBI's taxonomy places the organism in Eukaryota, Viridiplantae, Streptophyta, Magnoliopsida, Cucurbitales, Cucurbitaceae.
CAUUUGUUUCUGCAAAAAUGCAGAAAACUUAUGGUCUUGUAGUCUGCAUCUUGGUUAUUGUUAUGGAUGUUACAGCCGGAAUACUUGGAAUUCAGGCUGAGAUAGCUCAAAACAAGGUGAACCAUUUCAAAAUGUGGAUAUUUGAAUGUAAAGACCCCAGCUACAAUGCUUUCAAGUUGGGCUUGGCUGCAGCCAUACUGCUUGGCCUUGCUCAUGCCAUUGCCAACUUGUUUGGUGGAUGCUUCUGCGUUCGAUCGGCUGAUGAAUACAAAGGAUUAACAGCUAACAAGCAAUUUGCUGUAGCCUCGCUCGUCUUUGCAUGGAUUGCGCUUCUGCUCGGAUUCUCAUUGCUUAUCUCAGGAGCAAUGUAUAACACAAGGUCGAGAAAAUCGUGCGGUCUAGCUCACAAUCGUCUUCUGUCUAUAGGGGGGAUUGUUUGCUUCAUACACGGCUUGUUUGUAGUUGCUUAUUAUAUUACUGCCACGGCAGGACUCAGGGAGGAGACAAAGCCACCGCCGCCACAACAGGGAAACCCUGCUGGAGCUACAGGCCACGUUUAGCUUGAUGAUCUUCUUCAUGUUAUCCAAAGAAAAUGCAUAAACUUUACAUUUUUUUUUCCAGUUCUUACAGCCGUAGGAUUUUGUCAAAUUGACUGCUUUCAACUUAGCAUGUUACUUCAUGUCUAGUACUCCAAAAUUUGGAAAUAGCUCUUAUAAAAAAAAAUUUAUUCCUCUUGUUCUGAGUGUGAGUAAAUAUAUGCCUAACUUGAUUGGGUGGACUCCGAAGCUUUUAUAAGAGAAAAUGUAGUAGUAGUAUGCGACUUGGACAUGGGGUUAAAAACUAUAGGGACUUUAUGAACAAAAUUUUGUUUGGAUGAUAAAUUCUUUAAAGUUAUUUUAAAACUCGAGAAGAACCUUCCUGUAACCAUGUUCUAUAGAAUUAUAUGUACAUAUUUUUUCGAAAGCCCAAAGUUGUGGAGGGUGAGAAUGAGAUCAUAAUAAUCUGCAAACAGUAAAAAAGAAUUUGAUCAGACAGUUCUAGAAAACUAUUCUAAAACAAACGCACCCAUUCAGCACCUAACUGAACAAUUCAUCCAAAACAAGAAAAGAGAACCGUAAUUUACACCUCCAUCGAGUUCUUGCCUCAAAUUAAACUUCGGGAAUCUCAUAAUAUUCACCAUCUUUAAUUUCCAAACCCCGCCAAGAAAAUAAACAUUCUACAAGCAUAUUAUAACUACCCAAAAACCAGUAAUGACAGAAGAUACCUGAUUAACCAAGGUGAAGAAAUUAUAAAGCAGAUGUUCUUAGGAGAAAAACAGAAAAGUUCAAACAAUAUCAGUAGAAAUGACAUGAACACCAAAUAUAUAUAGAGCAAGGAUUCUCAAACAGAAGUAGAGAUUUAAUUUAAACAUGGUCUGUAGAAGUUACCCUAACAUCUAGAGGAUAUUCAUAAAA